Nicotiana tabacum (common tobacco) is the source of this 939-nucleotide messenger RNA. NCBI's taxonomy places the organism in Eukaryota, Viridiplantae, Streptophyta, Magnoliopsida, Solanales, Solanaceae. The record is from RefSeq and is a predicted model, not a curated record.
AUGAAAUUUCCUUCUGGAAUGUUUUCCCCGAGUCCUAACCAUGUUUGUCUACUCAGAAAGUCUCUCUAUGGCUUAAAGCAAGCUUCACGGCAAUGGUAUGUUCGGCUUGCAGUAUAUGUAGAUGACAUUCUCAUUAGUGGUAAUGAUUCUUAUGAAAUUUCAGCACUUAAGUCUUUCCUUAGUUUAGAAUUCAAAGUCAGAGAUUUGGAAAAUCUGCAUUAUUUCCUAGGAAUGGAAAUUCUCAGGGAAGCACAAGGGAUCAUUCUCAGUGCUGAUGAAGGACCUUUGGUCUCCAAUCCCACUGUGUACCGGUAUCUCGUUGGGAAGCUGAAUUAUUUGACUCACACAAGGCCCGACUUGUCCUUUUUUGUCCUUAAGCUCAGCCAAUACAUGCAAAGUCCCCGACUUUCUCUUUAUAUGACAGCUAUUCGAGUUCUGAGGUACCUCUGUUCAGAUCCCGGACAAAGGAUCAUUUUAAACUCAGAUCCCUCUCAAAAGUUUGUUGCUUUUUGCGAUGCCGACAGGGCUUCUUGUCCUGAAUCUCGGUGUUCUGUUAGUGGCUUCUAUAUAGCUCUAGGGAGAUCACCCAUCACCAGGAAAUCCAAGAAACAAGCCUCAAUUUCUUUGUCCUCUGCUGAAGUAGAAUAUCGAUCUAUGCGCCGAGUUGUUGCUGAGUUGACAUGGUUAACUCGAUUACUUGAGGAUUUGUCUGUACCUCCAUCUUUACCUGUUCUUUACCUUUCCGGUCUAAUUUCACUCUCACAUAUUCCUUCCUCGCCACAGCUCACCGAUCUUUUCACCAAAUCUCUCUCAGGACCAGCUCAUAUUUCUGCUCUUCGCAAGUUGGAUAUUACUUUCGUUCCCUCCAACUUGAGGGGGUAUGUUGAGAUAAUAGUCUCUCAUGGUUCAUCUCAGAAGAAGAUUAAAGAAGAAAGUUAG